This is a messenger RNA of Ilex paraguariensis (yerba mate), 3443 nucleotides long. The record is from the annotation of a GenBank genome assembly. Lineage: Eukaryota; Viridiplantae; Streptophyta; Magnoliopsida; Aquifoliales; Aquifoliaceae.
CACCGAACAAAGCCCCACCUCUCUCUCUCCUCCCUCUUCUCUUCUCUCUGUCCGACAACGGGAAAAAGCGAAAUUCUAGUGAGAGAGAAUAUAGCGAGGAAAAUUUAGAGAGAGAGCAGAGGCUUCACAAACUGUAACAAUGGUUGUCUUUUGGGUUUCUAGGGUUUUCACGAUUUAAAUUUAAUUUUUAUAAUUGAAAUGCCUGGUGGACGAUCGAAUUACACGUUGCUAAGUCAGAAUCCCGACGACCUCCACCACCACCAACCACCGCCGCCGAAGUUCGCGGGCGGUGGAGGAGCUCCAUUCUACGAGUCUCACUCUGGCGAGAAAAAUAAACCUAAGGCAGACAGAGGAUUCGAUUUGGACUUGAUCGAUCAUCGGGCAGUUCAGCCGCAGAGUCGGAUCGGAACGACGGUGUUUCCGGCGUCGAUCGGGUUGCAGAGGCAGUCGAGUGGAAGUAGCUUCGGUGAGAGCUCGAUUUCCGGAGAUUUCUACCUUCCGUCGCUCUCGAAUCCCGAUGGACUUGGAAAUUUGCAUGAAGGCGUUGGUGGAGGAGCUGAAUUAUCGAGGUUGAAAGCGGUGGAGGUUAGUGGUGGUGGUGGUGGGGUAUCUUCAUCGUCGAAGAGUUGGGCGCAGCAGACAGAGGAGAGUUAUCAGCUACAGCUGGCGUUGGCGCUGCGGUUAUCUUCUGAAGCUACUUGUGCGGAUGAUCCUAAUUUUUUGGAUCCGGUGCCAGAUGAGACGGCGUCAAGGUCAUCGGCGUCUUCUGCUUCUGCAGAGGCUAUGUCACAUCGAUUCUGGGUAAAUGGUUGCUUAUCAUACUUCGACAAAGUUUCUGAUGGAUUUUACUUAAUUCAUGGGAUGGAUCCAUAUGUAUGGACCAUAUGUACUGAUUUGCAAGAGAGUGGCCGUAUUCCAUCUAUUGAAUCAUUGAAGGCUGUUGAUCCUGGAAAUGAAUCUUCAGUUGAAGUUAUGUUGAUUGAUCGACAUAGUGAUCCCAGCUUGAAGGAACUACAAAACCGAAUUCACGAAAUGUCCCAUAGAUGUGUCACCACCACCGAGGUUGUUGACCAUCUUGCAAAGCUCAUCUGCAAUCGCAUGGGGGGUGCAGCUUCCACUGGAGAAGAUGAAUUGGUUCCCAUCUGGAAAGUGUGCAGUGACGAUCUCAAGGAUUGCUUAGGAUCUAUCGUGUUACCAAUCGGUAGCCUCUCAGUUGGCCUCUGCAGCCACCGGGCCUUGCUAUUCAAAGUGCUAGCUGAUACAAUUGAUUUACCAUGUCGAAUUGCCAAAGGAUGCAAGUAUUGUACGAGAGAUGAUGCUUCCUCUUGUCUUGUUCGGUUUGGGUUCAACAGGGAAUAUCUUGUUGAUUUAAUUGGCAAGCCAGGAUGCUUAUGUGAGCCCGAUUCUGUGCUAAAUGGUCCAUCUUCCAUUUCAAUUUCUUCACCCUUGCACUUUCCGCGAUUCAGAGGAGUUGAACGUACAGUUGAUUUCAGGUCACUAGCCAAACAGUAUUUCGCAGACUCUCAAUCACUUAAUCUCGUUUUUGAUGAUUCUUUGACAGGUGCUGAUAUUGAUGGAGAUGCCGGAGGUUCCAUGUAUACCAAGCAAUCAGAUUGGUGUGACGUGGGUAGAAACCUCCCCAUAACCAGUUCAAGCCACAGUGAUGAACCAAUAAAUGCCUGGCAAAAGUCUCGUGAUAAAGAUUCACAGCCUUCCAAAAUAUGUAAUUUUCAGAAUGAUAUAAGCUCAGCAAGCAUGAUCGGAGAUCGAGUCCCUUUACAGCAUAUCCCACCAAUUGGGCGUGGAAAUAAUGUUCAACCACUAAUACCGUUGUCUGAUAGUCAACUGGUUCCAGUUAAACCAAGUAGAGAAGUUACCCUUGAUAUGGAGGAUUUAGACAUACCUUGGAGUGAUCUUGUUUUGAAAGAGAAAAUUGGAGCAGGUUCUUUUGGCACUGUCCACCGUGCUGAUUGGAAUGGCUCUGAUGUGGCUGUAAAGAUUCUCAUGGAACAAGACUUUCAUGCAGAGCGUUUCAAGGAGUUUAUAAGGGAGGUUGCAAUAAUGAAACGCCUGCGGCAUCCAAAUAUUGUGCUUUUUAUGGGUGCUGUUACACAACCUCCUAAUUUGUCCAUAGUCACGGAAUAUUUAUCAAGAGGUAGUCUGUAUAGACUAUUGCGUAAACCUGGUGCAAGAGACGUCUUGGAUGAGAAGCGCCGGUUAUCUAUGGCUUAUGAUGUGGCUAAGGGAAUGAAUUAUCUUCACAAAUGCAAUCCUCCCAUUGUUCAUCGAGACUUGAAAUCUCCGAAUCUUUUGGUUGACAAAAAAUAUACAGUGAAGGUAUGUGACUUUGGUCUUUCCCGUUUCAAAGCAAAUACAUUUCUUUCAUCAAAGUCAGCAGCAGGAACUCCUGAGUGGAUGGCACCAGAAGUUCUUCGUGAUGAACAAUCAAAUGAAAAGUCGGAUGUGUACAGCUUUGGCAUAAUUUUAUGGGAGCUUGCAACUUUGCAACAACCUUGGAGUAAUUUGAAUCCAGCUCAGGUUGUAGCAGCUGUUGGUUUCAAAGGAAAAAGGCUUGAGAUUCCACGUGAUCUAAAUCCUCGCAUAGCUGCUAUAAUUGAGGCAUGCUGGGCCAAUGAGCCAUGGAAACGGCCUUCCUUUGCCAUUAUCAUGGAAUCCCUGAGAUCAUUACUUAAACCUCUCACACCUCCAUCAGGCCGUGCAGACAUGCCCUUACUCACUUGAAGGCAUGGAACUCCUUGAAAGUAUUAGUUGUGCACAUAUAUAGCAUUUGUUCAUGAUCUAAUUUUUAGUGGGGGAGCAUUCCUCAGAGGAUUCCAGGUAAGUCUCUAUCGAUUAUCAGCAUCGAGGAUCUAAACCAUUGUUUUGUGGCUGACAUUUUUUGAUGAAAAGAGUAGAAAACUUGGAAUUUUUAAUUGGCCUCCCCAACACCAGCAUCUUCCUGGUUUUCAAAGUUUUUGAACUUACAUAAACUUGACUAUUUAAUGAAGAGAGGAGCAGUGCAGUGCCAUAGACUUUGUGACCUCAAGAUUAAUGUAGAGAGACCAACUGAAUACCACCCAACUUUCGUUGGUGGUCGUACAAGAGGAAUCUGACCUAUCAGUUGCCUACCCGUAUUACAGGCUGCAUAUUGUCGCAAAAUUCUAAUUUCUGCAUUACGUGAUUUUAUGCAGGUUCGUUGUACAUAUGUUCCCAUUGGCUAUCGAGAAUACUGAUUUUUUACUGGACUUGAAAAGCUGUCUUUGCCAUAGCAGAAGAUCAAUCAUUGCAAUUUCACCCACUCUACCAUGUAUUGUUUGCCCAAGCAAUUCUCAGCGCUAUCAUUGACAAUUUAUGCAAAUAUUUUUGCUCAUAAUUUUGUAUGUAUGCAUAUUGUUGCUGAAAAUCAGCUUUUUACAUGAAUGACACCUUGUUUUAGCGCGUCG